GAGAGAGAGAGAGAGAGAAAGAGAGAAAAAGUGGGAGAGAGAGACCCAAACAUCCAUAUGCUCAUUGAACACACUUGUAUUUGUUGCAUGCAGGGGAUAUGAGGAACAUGUUGAAUGAUUCUGUUUGUUUGCUAAAGAAAAAAAAAAACACUUUCUCCUAUACGAAUCCUACCCAGAUGAUGAGGGGGCGUUCAGCUCCUCAGAACUGGGGAUUUGAAGCUGGCAAAGCAAGGGAUCAACACUGAGAGGCGUAGAGGACAGGAGGCUCUUGUAUCACUUGUUAUGUUUUCUUGGCAGCUUUUUGUCUUUUGUGUGUGCUGGCAUGGUUUAACCUUUGCCUGCUAAUGUUGGAGGCCCAUAUUGCUAGAGAAAUGUUACUUUGUGUACAUAUUUGUGGAGCUCCACUUUUAAAGUAUAUUUUAUUGUGCCUACAUUUCAGAGCCUCUAAAGGCACUCCGACAGACACAGUAGCGGGUUUAACAAAAAUAUAUCCCUCCAGUCAAUAAAGACCAGUCGUGCCUCUCGGUAAGUGCAAUUAUCUUUAUUAUAAAUGGGUCAUUAACAUUGUUCAAGCUUCAAGCUGCUUUUUGGGAACUGAUUAAUAUGAAGGGCUACCAGUUUGAUACAUUUUAAAUAAAUUUGCUAAAAUGACCUUUUAUUCUAUUAUUAGGCUACUUAUGUGAAGACACUCAUCAUGUUAAUUCUUUUUCGCAAUAAUUAGGAAACAUCCUGUAAAUAUCAAAAUGCAACGCUUUUUUUCUAUCAAUCUCUGCCAAUGUUCAAAUUUCCACAUGAUGACUUCUAAAACAUCAAUCCAUCCAUCGAUCCAUUUUCCAAAUAAUUUAUCCUCGCAAGAGUUGCAGCCGUGAUGGACCUUAUCCCAGUAAUUGGCCAGUUGACUGGGUAGAUCCUAAACUGGUCGGCACCAAAUCACAGGCAUUCCAAGGAACUCACAGUGUCCUUUCACUAUGCUACUGAGUGACUUUUAGAAAAGGCCCAUAGGCUAUUCAUUUGGUUCUUGGGGGCUACCUAGUGCAAGCUCCGUGUUGGUGACAUCAUCAUUUUUAGUAAGAUGUCUCCAUGAAACGAGGGAUUGGAAAGCCUCACCUCAUUUCCCCAAAAUGUUUCUACCUCCUCCCACGUCGCUCCUCUGUAGAUACGAGAUGAUAAAAAGAUGAGCCCCUACACUCUGAUUUGUUUUUCUUAUGUGAACGAGGACAUAAAAAGAUUGAAUUUAACAAAAAAAAAAUUCAAAUUGGGCAUCACUGCCCGCAGUGUGAGCAUAGCCUUAGAUCCCGGCUAUCGGACUGUGACAUCAUGCUGCCAGGAUGAAAACAAUACACGUAAAAAUAAUAUUCUGGACUUGCCCUAUAUUUUGCAGAAUGUGUUGAUUUCCACGGAGGGCUUUGAAAUCUGCGGUAAAUCCUGCAAUCGGGGAAUUCUGCGGAGUACUACGAAGUAAUAAAACAGAUGACAAACAAUACAUUAUCAUGGUCUUACAGCUGUGAAGCAAGUCCAAACUUGAGUAGGCGUAUCAUAUGACGGCUCAAAUCUUAAGCAAUGCAAUACUUGGCUAUCCAUCCAUUUUUAUUGUGACAGUGGGGUCACAGGUGAGCUUUAGCCUAUUAAAACUGACUUUUGGUGAAAGACAGGUUACACUCUGGACUCCAUUAAAUGCCUGAUGCCUUUCUGCAGAUGAGUAAAGGAAUACCCAUGGCCACUAUAGGAUGAAAAAAAGGAAUUAUCCUCUAAAAUGAUUUGUCAGGAACAUGUGCAAUCCAAAAACAGUCAUUGUUUAAACCAAUUUUUGUUCACUGAACAUACUUAUGCCAGUGUGACUACGUCAGAGCAGGAGAUGAUCUAUAAAAACGAGCAGAACGCCCACUACCACACACACACACACACACACACACACACACACACACACACACACACACACACCACACACCACACACACCUCUACCCCCACCCAACAUCCCUUUCAAGGACUGAUGAUGCUGUCACUUGCUGAAUCUGAACCCACAAUGACCCCCAUGGGCCACGAUAUUGAACUUAAUGCUCUGUACAUGGAAGUCGGAAACAUACGUGAUGAUUGCAGUCAUCCUCACUUGAAUGAGGGAUCACAAAGGUCAUUGUGCAAGAGUGUGUGCGUGUGUGUGUGUGUGUGUGUGUGUGUGUGUGUGUGUGUGUGUGUGUGUGUGUGUGUGUGUGUGUGUGUGUGAUCUUGAUUCAUUUGAUGUUAGUGAAAAUCCCUGCUAAGAACAUUACAUUGAGAGAGGGUACAUCGAUGAUGCUUAUGUUCAUAGUGAGAAGUGAUUGUUAAUGCCUGACAGCAGCUGAUGAAAGCUGCUUCCAAGAUAUGAGCAAUGUCUUACACUUAAAGAAGAGCACACAUUUCCGGUUUCCAUUGUGUACAAAACUAAAUCAAUUCAUGGGUUUCGUUGGAUUAAAAUCAGGCAUUAUUUAUUCCGACAGCAUGCAACACAGCAUGCACUAUGCACACCAUAAAAUGUGCAGGAUGAGGCUCGACAAUACAAUCUUGCACCCAAUCUGGAGACUCUAGUGGAAGCCUGUGUGCUCUCUUGCCCCCACCUCCCUCCUCCUCUUCUUCCUCCUCCUCCUCCUCAUUCUCCUCACUCAGCCUCCCGCUGCUCUGGCGCAUCUCCAUUCCUAACUCCUGCACCGGCUCCUCAGCAUCUCUCUCUCUCACACACACAAAACCAAAAGAAAAGAAAAGGGGAAAAAAAGCACCACAGACGACCGGACCAUUUUAGUAUUAUAAAGCAGGCUCGCGGUAAGGAAACCAUUCGAGUUCUAUGUUUUUACUGCUUUUACAUACACUGAGCUGUAAAAUGAAUGUUGAUAAAGAGGAGCUGUGAUCAGACUUUUUAAUGCAUGACAGUGAGUCUGUGAGGAGGUUACACUUUUCAUUGUUAAUUACAGCACUCACUAACACAACACGGCAUGUUGCAAUUUUGUUGUUUCUUUCUUCUCCCUCUCUCAAUGCAGCCCCUAUCCGUGUACAAAGGUUCACAAGAAGUUCAACGUUCCGUCCAGCUUGUUAAUGUCAAAUCAUUUGUGACAGUGUGAAGGAUGUAGAGCCAUCGGGGUGGAGGAACAGGAUGGAGUGCUCCUGGAAGGCAGUGCUGCUGCUGGUGUGUGCUUCACUGGGGGUCCAGUACACAGCCAUUCGCACCCUGAGGGACUCGCUCGCUGGACCCUGUCAGGGUGUUUACGAGUGUCAGAGCAGACAUCACCGAGAAUCCAAUUGGAAAACUCUUUGUGAUGACAGUUGGAUGUCCAUGGAGCCCACUCAGAAGCACAUCCUACUGUUUGCCACCACGCGCAGCGGUUCAUCCUUCACCGGACAGCUGCUCAAUCAGCACCCUGAGAUCUUUUACAUGUUCGAACCUCUUUACCACGUCCAGCAGGCAUUCACAAAUUCCAGCGGCAGGAUUCGUCGUAGUUUGGACCGCCGGGCGCUGCUGGGAGCGUACAGAGACCUCCUGCUCAACUUGUACAAAUGCGACCUUCACUUUAUGGAGAGUUACAUCCGCCCUGAGCCCCAGGACCAUGUCACUAAUUCCUUCUUUCGUAGAAGCUCGAGUCAUGCCCUUUGUUCUCCUCCUGUUUGUCUGGAAGGAGGGAAUGGAGCAGCACUGGCUCCACCUGAAGAAAGUUGGUGUACCAAGAAGUGCGGCAUCCUGAACCUAACCUUAGCAUCAAAGUCGUGCCUGACAAGAGGCCAUGUAGCCAUAAAAACUGUUCGCAUCCCCGAGGUGAAGGACCUGCGAACUUUGGUUGAAGAUCCGCGUCUGGACUUAAAGAUCAUCCACCUCGUGAGAGACCCUCGAGCCAUUCUCGCCUCACGCAUGACAGCGUUUUCAGAUCAGUUCCGUGCUUGGAAAAUCUGGAACGCCACAGGACGGCAACCGCGAUAUGUGGAUCUAUCGCAGAUCACCAGCACCUGCAAGGACAUGGUGGCGUCUGCAGAAGCAGGACUGCAGAGACCGGCUUGGCUGCAGGGCCGCUACCUUUUAGUGAGAUAUGAAGACCUAGCUUUUAACCCGAAACACAUGGCCAACAAGCUCUACCAGUUUAUUGGCCUAGAGAUGGAGGAUAGGGUGCAGACAUGGAUAACAAGGAACACCAACAGCAAUUUGUCUGCUCCAUUUGAAUGGAAUUACAAAUACUCCACCACCAGAGACUCCAGAAUGACGGCUGAGAGUUGGAGGCUCCAUCUCGGCUAUGAUAUUGUCAGAACUGUGCAGAAUCUGUGUAACGACACUCUGGCCCUGCUGGGUUACAGACGUGUCCAUUCGACAAUCCAACUCAGAAACUUGUCCUAUAGUCUAGUUGAACCCAUCACAUUUCAAACCAACCUUUCCCAAACUUAGGGCAUGACCAAAAAUGGUCAGGCAAGCACAUAAUUUAUAAGCAAGGUUUUUUUCUUUGUAUGUAUUUAAGUUACUUGGGUCUAUUUUCUUUCUUUUUGUCUUUCUUUCUUUCUUUCUUUCUUUCUUUCUUUGAUAAAUGUGUCAACAUAAUUAAACUUGGGAGAAGUUCUAAAUUGUCAAGAUGCUAAAGUGAUGAAACAAAAUUCAGGAGUGAUGCAAAUAUCGUAUUUACAUCUUCAAUACUGAUGUGCCAGAUACCAAAAUGUUUGCACAGAUCAAAAAUAAUAAUUACACAGUAUAUUGCUGUGUGUUGUUUGUAUGAGUGAAUGAGUUUUGAUUUAUGCUACAAAUACUGCAUAUUAUGUGCAUACUGGAUGUGCAUUGGGCAUUUUGUCAUUUUAAACACAGUAAAACCAAAGAAAAAAAAUUGAGUAGAUCAGUGAAAUCCAAGAGUGUUUUAAUUUUCAUUCUUAGAGGAAUGUAAAAUUAUGCUCUGCUUCGGUGAUGUUGAAUCAAGUACAUUCCAGUGUAAAUGUUUCAUCUAAUAAUUUCACACUACAUUGGAAUCCCACUCAGUUACUCUGUCCUUCCCCCAAACGAACUGGAGUCUUUUGUCAAGAAGUGCAAAUUUGGGAAACCGGUUUAAUUUGGAAUCCGAUUUCUUCAUAUGCAACAUAGCAGAUAUCUUCGAAGACCAUGUUCAUUGUCGACAGGCACAGCCACUGAUCAGCGAGCGAAGGUUGCUCCCAAUUUUAGAAAUAAUCCUUCGCAUCAUGUCUCGAUGUCAUUUGUGAAGAACUCAGAUUUUAUUUUUGGGGAGUGAGGAGGUUGGCGGCUAACAACUAAUUCUCACGAGAAUCAAAAUGGCAACGGUGACUUUGAUUUUGUUUCCUUUCAAACAGCGUUAUAAUUAUGUGGCAACUGUAAUGGUGGACUGCUCACCGUGAUGAGCUUUAAUGCUCAAGCCAUUAAAUAAAACCACUGCUGGCUUCAGGAAAUGUAAGAAAUUGGAGCAAAAUGAUCAGGUGUCUCCGUACAGACUAUUAGAGUAAAUCUCAGGUAAAAUUACCCUUCCAAUAACGGAGUCUGUUCAUUUACUUUCUAUCUUUCCUGCAGCUGCUCUUACAAUUGCUGACACCAAGAGUUACCAAACAUACAUCUAAAGAUCCUGGGGAAGGUAAACAGAAUUUCAAAUGCAUGGUAAAACGAAGAAAAUCUGCAAACCUUACACAUGCUGUUCAUAAAUUACACUUUUAGCCCCGUCAAGAAAACGUCUUUUUUUUUUUUUUGGGCUGUUCCCUCCCUGUCACGCAAGCUGCAAAAGUGGACUGAGUCAGCUGUUAGCUAAUUAGCCAUCUCUUUGCACUCAAUAAAAGUAGUUUCUUUCCAUCCCCUUGA
Hippocampus comes (tiger tail seahorse) is the source of this 5795-nucleotide messenger RNA. RefSeq names its product carbohydrate sulfotransferase 1. Gene Ontology annotation, molecular function: N-acetylglucosamine 6-O-sulfotransferase activity. NCBI's taxonomy places the organism in Eukaryota, Metazoa, Chordata, Actinopteri, Syngnathiformes, Syngnathidae. The transcript has 3 exons. Gene Ontology annotation, biological process: N-acetylglucosamine metabolic process; sulfur compound metabolic process. Gene Ontology annotation, cellular component: membrane. The coding region runs from base 3123 to 4397 and encodes 424 amino acids. The record is from RefSeq and is a predicted model, not a curated record.